Molecule: messenger RNA, 3099 nt
Organism: Bombina bombina (fire-bellied toad)
Lineage: Eukaryota; Metazoa; Chordata; Amphibia; Anura; Bombinatoridae
Gene: PCBD1
Product: pterin-4 alpha-carbinolamine dehydratase 1
Exons: 4
Coding region: 96-410 (104 amino acids)
Biological process (GO): tetrahydrobiopterin biosynthetic process
Molecular function (GO): 4-alpha-hydroxytetrahydrobiopterin dehydratase activity
Source: RefSeq, a predicted model, not a curated record
CUCCUCUCAGACCCUUAGCCAUAGAAGCAACAGCCUCUGAGUCUGUAGAGGAGACACAAAGCUGAUCCAGCACUUGCUAAAUCCCUUGGGUCGACAUGGCGGGGAAAGCGCACAGACUCAGCGGAGAGGAGAGAGAUCAGCUGCUGCCUAACCUGAGAGCAGUGGGCUGGAAUGAGUUGGAUGGACGAGAUGCUAUCUGCAAAGAAUUUCAUUUUAAGGAUUUUAACAGGGCAUUUGGGUUUAUGACCAGGGUGGCACUACAAGCUGAGAAACUAGAUCAUCAUCCGGAGUGGUUCAAUGUCUACAACAAGGUCCACAUAACUCUGAGCACUCAUGAAUGUGGCGGCCUGUCGGAAAGAGAUAUUAACUUGGCAAGUUUUAUUGAACAAGUCGCAGCUACGCUCUCUUAAAUCAAGGAGUGCCAGAAAUGCCAAAAUCUUGUUUUCAAAUCAUACAAUGUCUUAUGGUUGCCGAGUUUACGCUCAUUUCAGGAAUUAGAAAGGAGACACUGAAAAGUCAAUUCAUUUUCUGGGAUUUUAGUUUAGCCAAUACUGUGACUCAAUAUCAGAAACAAAGGAAUUAUUUAGGUGUCUAGAAACCCAAACCAUCUGACUGUUAUUAAAGGGAUAUGAAACCCAAAAAUGUUCUUUUGUGACUCAGACAGAGCAUAACAUUUUAAAGAGUUAAAAAUUUGCUUUAUUCCCAUGGUAUUCUAUUUUGAAGAGAUACCUAGGUAGACAUCUGGAAUACUACAUGGCAGAAAAUAGUGCUGCUAUAUAGUGCUAUAGCAAAUGGAUAAUAUUCUUGCAAAACUGCUGCCAUAUAGUGCCCCAGAAAUGGGCCGGCCCCUAAGUGUAGGUCCCUGCUUUUCAACAAAAGAUAGCAAGAGAAUGAAGAAAAAAUGAUAAUUUAAAUAGUUUUUUUUUUAAAGAAAAAAAAUUGGGUUUAAUAUCCCUUUAAAGCUAUUUCCAUUUGAGAUCUGUUUUUAUAUAAUCAUGUUUAAUCCUACUGUUAUUAUUUGACCAAAUUGGUAUUUAGUAAUAACCCACUAGCAGUAUUUUUUUAUAUAUUUGUUGCAUGCAAGAUAAAAUAUAUAUAUAUAUGUCACAUUUUAAUAUUAUGUCCUUUGUGGUGAAUGUGUAUUUUAUUAAACAGACGUCUCAUUAAUUGCACAUAUUAGCUUUAUUAAUUUAUAAGAUUUUAUACAAUUUUCCUAGAAAACUAAAAGUAUAAAAUAUUUACACUUAAGCAAUAAUAGGCAAUUUAUUACAAUUAUAUUUUGUAGCUUUACAGUACUGUCAUUUUUACAGGGACAUAAAAUUAGUGUUCAUUAUUUGUUAGGGAAGGAUAUGCCACAUAUGGAUGCGGUCUGAGGCAAUUGUCUCUUUUAAAUGCUGGAUUUAUUAGAAUAUUUAACACAUGAAUAUCCGAUUUGCACACAUUUGUGCAUUGCACUUCUUUCCUAAUAAAAUAUGGUGUUGGGAAGAGCCAAAUGCCUUACACCGCAGCCAUAUUCUGCAUUUGUUUCCCUAAUGAAUACUGAAGAUAUGCACCACUAUCUCCCCAUCACCCCAAGUCCGCUGCCAAGGAGUUACACUUGACUCCAACCUGUCCUUCAUACCACACAUCCAAUUGCUCUCUUCAUCCUGUUGCAACCACCUAAGCAAUAUCUCCAAAAUUAAUCUGUUUCUGAGUGCUGAAACUACUAAACAGCUAAUCCACUCUGUGGUAAUGUUUUGACUUGACUACUGUAAUAACCUACUAACUGACCUCCCUCUCUCCCCUCUUCAAUCCAUCCUAAAUGCCUCUGCUAGGAUAAUCCACCUCUCCCGACGCUCUGUAUCUGCUGCACUUCUCUGCAAGUCACUUCACUGGCUCCCCAUCCACAGCAGAAUUAAAUUUAAAAUUCUCACCCUGACCUACAAAGCCCUUACCAGCACAGCCCCCCCCCACCUCUCCUCACUCAUCAACAAAUAUACUCCAGCCCACCCCCUAAGAUCCAACAAUGACCUGCUCCUUGCAUUUUCUACCAUCACCUCCUCCCAUGCUAGACUACAGGACUUCUCUUGUGCGGCACCAACCAUCUGGAACGCAUUUCCUCGAGCUGUCAGACUUUCCCCUAACCUUUCCUCCUUUAAAUGCUCCCUGAAGACCUUUUUGUUCAGGGAAGACUAUCUCCAAAUCAGUAACAAAUGAAUUCCACUUGCCUAAUAGCUGCCCUCAUCUAACUCCACACUAACAUCAUUCUCACCCUCACCUACAAAGUCCUUACCAACGCAGCUCCCCCCUACCUGUCCUCACUCAUCAACAAAUAUACUCCAGCCCAACCCCUAAGAUCCAUCAAUGACCUGCUCCUUGCAUUUUCUACCAUCACCUCCUCCCAUGCUAGACUACAGGACUUCUCUCAUGCGGCACCAACCAUCUGGAACGCACUUCCUCGAGCUGUCAGACUUUCCCCUAACCUUUCCUCCUUUAAACGCUCCCUAAAGACCUUUUUUCAGGGAAGCCUAUCUCCAAAUCAGUAACAAAUGAAUGCCACUUGCCUAAUAGCUGCCCUCAUCUAACUCCACACUAACAUCAUUCUCACCUUUGCAGUCCCCACCUCCUGUUUCUCACCCUCCUUCCCAUCUAGAUUUUAAGUUCCCACGGGAACAGGGCCCUCAAUUCCCCCUGUAUAUGUUUGUUAAACUUUGUCUGGUGUCUUUCAUAUCGUAUUGUACUUUUAUUUUUGUACCCAUGGACACCGCUGCGGAAUCUGUUGGCGCUUUAUAAAUAAAUAAUAAUAAUGCCUAAAAAUGAGUAACCUGAAAGGUGAGCAUGCAACCGCUACUAAUUCGCCUUUAUCUUUUUUAAGGGGGUAGCAUGUGAUAUGCCUGCAAUUUUAGGCAAAUUAUAGAUAUGUAGAAGCCACUGUUGACAUGGCCAGGGGACCAUUAGUUCAUUAGUUUAAAGGAACAGUAAACAUUUAAACUACUUAGCAAAAUGAUUUCAUUAUUUAUUUUGCUCUCUCCAUGCUUCCUGUAAUUAGAGAUGUUGUACUGUAAAAUGUUACCAAUUUUUAAUUUUACCUGCUGGAGUGCAUUAAAUUACUUACAAUAA